Messenger RNA from Caretta caretta (loggerhead turtle), 2864 nucleotides. It is a transcript of the gene UBAP1, whose product is annotated as ubiquitin associated protein 1. Gene Ontology annotation, molecular function: ubiquitin binding. Gene Ontology annotation, biological process: ubiquitin-dependent protein catabolic process via the multivesicular body sorting pathway. The record is from RefSeq and is a predicted model, not a curated record. Gene Ontology annotation, cellular component: ESCRT I complex. NCBI's taxonomy places the organism in Eukaryota, Metazoa, Chordata, Testudines, Cheloniidae.
AGCUCGUCGCCGAGGGGGUCGGUAGGGGAGCUGUGAGGUCAGCGGCACAAGAUGGCGUCACCCCGUCGCGGCUCUGGAGGUGGAGACGCCGCUCGGGCUUCCUAGGGGAGGGGCGAGGCCGAGAGCGACAACCGGAGCCGUCAGCGGGACCGGGGCCGCCGCUCAGAUUCUAAAUGGCUUCUAAGAAGUCGGGAUCCGACUUUCACGGGCCUUUCAGUUAUCUUGAUGAUGUCCCAUUUAAGAUCGGAGACAAAUUCAAAACACCAGCCAAGGUUGGCUUACCCAUUGGUUUCUGCUUUCCUGAUUCUCCCCAGCUUGUCAGAGAAGCCCAGUAUGACUUCUCCCUGGAAAAGAGAACUGUUGAGUGGGCGGAAGACAUCAAAAAAAUCCAAGCAGCUCAGAGAGAAGCAGAGCAAAAGGCUGCGCAAGCAAUAGCUAAUUCCAAGGCUGCUUCAGACAACAACAGCAAAAUGGGCUUCUCUGAAGCUCUGCCACUUCCCAUUAACCCUAUUCUCGCUAGUCUACAGCACAAUAACAUUCUUACUCCCACCCCUGCCAACAGCAGUGCCAUAAAGCAAAAGGUCCUUAGUCCGCCUUACCCAAAGGCAGACUUCAACCCAGCAGAUUUUGAAUGUGAAGAAGACCCAUUUGACAAUCUGGAGCUAAAAACUAUUGAUGAAAAAGAAGAACUGAAAAAUAUUCUUGAAAUUCACGUUGGUACGACUGGGCCAAUUGUCACCCAACUGUUGGAGAAUAACUUGCCCAAAGUAGGGCCAGAAUCUGCGUUACAAGAUCAGGAAGUUCUGGCAUCCAUAGAAAGGGCUACCUUGGACUUCAAGCCCCUUCACAAACCCAAUGGCUUUAUCACUUUACCACAGUUGGAAAACUGUGAAAAGAUGUCCCUGUCUUCCAAAGUGUCCCUCUCCCCCAUCACGUCAGUGAGCAAUAUCAAAUCUCUCUCCUUUCCCAAGCUCGACUCAGAUGAGAGCGAUCAGAAAAUGUCAAAGCUCACAAGCACUUUUCACAGCGCUACCUGUCUCCAAAAUGGCUCUUUACAGGCCUGCUCUCCCAGUAAGGCUAGUGAACUCAACGGACAUCAAGUUGUUGGACUUUCUGCUUUAAAUGUGGACAGUGGAAUGGAGACAUCAACAUUAUCCUCUUCAUCCAGGCUGCCUUCCUUAUCUGUGUCAACACCUUGUACAGAAGAACAAUCAUCUCAAAACACAGCAACUAAGGUACAGAGAGACUACAAGGAAUCAGAGUUCCCUAUGAUAACGCACCAAAACUUCACAGUGUGUAAAGUGCCCAGUAAUACCAGCUGCACUAAAUGGUCAAGCGGCCCCACGUACUCAGACAUGCUGCAGACCCUGUCCGCCAGUGAGAGGCAGUGUGUGGAAACAGUCGUCAACAUGGGAUACUCUUACGACGAUGUCGUAACAGCCAUGAAGAAGAAAGGACAGAAUAUAGAACAGGUUCUUGAUUAUCUGUUUGCACACAGCCAGCUUUGUGAGAAGGGCUUCGAUCCUCUCCUUGUCGAAGCAGCUCUGGAAAUGUACCAGUGUUCAGAAGAGAAGACAACAGAACUUCUCCAGCUAAUGAGUAAAUUUAAAGAAAUGGGCUUUGAACUGAAGGACAUUAAGGAGGUCUUAUUAUUACAUAACAAUGACCAGGACAAUGCUUUGGAAGAUCUAAUGGCCCGUGCUGGAGCCAGCUGAAAACACUGGGGUUCUUGGAGAAUAAUGGAGAGCACCUCCAGGGGAAGGCAGUCUGCCGGCGUAACCAGACCGCUGUCAUCUUCACAGCCGGAGCGUGUGAUGUGCUCUCUCUUUGGGAAGAAGCUCUGCGUUUCGUGUACAUUGGAGAAUGCGACUGACUGAGCCCAUUUGUGUGCGUCACUCCAGCGCACUCUUCCCAUUGAGAGGAGUUAACUUCCUUUCUUAAAUUAAAUUUUGAAAGUGCCCUUUCCUAGGUUUCCUUUUCUGGUUUGGCCACGAAGAGUUUAGACUGCCCAAGCACUACUGGAAUUGUACAUAGACAAAGCUGGAAGUAUUUCCCCCCUCCCCCCCCCCCCCCCCGCCUCACUAUUGCACUGGACUUGGACAGAGGAAUACAAAGUUGGGUUUGAAACAAGAAUGCUCUGGUUCUUUGAAGCUGCUUUCAUGGUGUCAGCUUUACUGAAACACUUGACUGUAUCACAGUUCAGAUUAACUGAAGUUGACCUUUAGUGCAAUGGACUUUUAUUUGUAUUGGGUUGAAAAUUAGUCUGUAACUUAGUGGAACACUGGUUUCUAACCUGUCGCUAUGCAUAAAGAGAGAAGCUGUUCCUUUCCCUCUUGUUUUUGGCCCUUCUGCCACACACUUCUGCCAGACAUAGGUGUCCAGUGCUUGAGUGGUGUGUAAACAGAGUUUCUUCACAACAGGUAAGCUCUGAACUCUAGCUGGACUCACACCCAGUGGCUGGUCCUUGAACCGAAGAGGUCAGAGCUGGGCCUCUGCAAUCUCUCCCCUCCAGGUUUAUAGGUUACUUAAACAAAUGCCCUCCUAGGAAAUCAGUUGAUGGUCUGUUUUAAAUGAUAGUCAGUGUGAAGCAGGGGGUUCAUCUUUCAAGCACUUUCUUUAAAUACAAACAAUAUACUCACUGCAUUCGUUUCAUUUUUUUCACACUGCUUUAGUUACAUAUUCACUAACAUCUAGUAAUAGACAUCAGGUUUUUUUUUUGGUUUGGUUUUGAUAGUUCAAAGUGUAUUAUGUUGUACAUUGUUAAAGAUCUAAAUACAUAAAAUAUACGCAGUUUCUUGAUGAAUCUUUAAUUUGCUAAAUAUUUUGAUUCUGCAGAAAACUCCUAAUAAAACCCUAAAAUGGAA